CACCACAACUCAUGUACAUACAGUAUCCAACGAGGAUCUGUCUAGUGAACUGGAGGCCCUCCGUGCAAUAUUUGUGGGUGAGGGAGAAUUUAAAGUUGAGGAGUUACCAAAAGAUGGAGACUAUUGCUGUGUGGUGCAAGUGCAACCAGAAGGUCUGGCUCAACUACAGCACUGCCCAGAAAUCAAUUCUGGACACUGUGGAGAUGUUCAAAAAAGAGAACCAGAACACUGAGGAGAAGGAGGCAUGUGAUGCAGUGGAGAAUGAGGAGCGAAUGGAAGUAACAGAAGAAUCACAGCAAGAACAUGCUACACUACAAACAGAGAGGAGGCAGCGACCUUCACGCAGCCCCAAUUACUUCUUUGCUAUCCGCAUCACCGAUCCCGUCAUCCGUAGGUGUGUCUAACGCAUCCAGAAUGCAGUCUGUGAUGAGGAGCCACGUCUGGAGAACUGGCGCACUGACACUGCCCGUCUCCACCUCACACUGUGCACAACGGGCCUGGACGGCCAGGAGGAUAUGUCCAAGGCCAUCCAAGUCCUCAAGGUGCUCCAGGGAGACAUCUCCAGCCUCCUCUCCCUUGUCACCAUGCUCAGGUUUCAAGGGUUGGACCAAUUUCACGGCCGCAUCCUGUACUCUGCUCCAGAGGAGUCCCCGGCUCUGGCUAAACUCUCCCAGAUGCUACAGGUGGGGUUGGCUGAGGCAGGAAUCAAUUUAGCGGGCAAUCGUCCCAAAUUCAGCCCCCAUAUAACUCUCCUAAAGGUGGAU
Messenger RNA from Acanthaster planci (crown-of-thorns starfish), 764 nucleotides. RefSeq lists its product as uncharacterized. The record is from RefSeq and is a predicted model, not a curated record. NCBI's taxonomy places the organism in Eukaryota, Metazoa, Echinodermata, Asteroidea, Valvatida, Acanthasteridae.